Messenger RNA from Parathielavia appendiculata, 2082 nucleotides. RefSeq lists its product as uncharacterized. The transcript is spliced from 3 exons. Lineage: Eukaryota; Fungi; Ascomycota; Sordariomycetes; Sordariales; Chaetomiaceae. The record is from RefSeq and is a predicted model, not a curated record. Gene Ontology annotation, molecular function: DNA binding; DNA-binding transcription factor activity, RNA polymerase II-specific; zinc ion binding. Gene Ontology annotation, biological process: regulation of DNA-templated transcription; DNA-templated transcription. Gene Ontology annotation, cellular component: nucleus. The coding region runs from base 1 to 2082 and encodes 693 amino acids.
AUGGCGUCGAUCGUGCGAUCGACCGCCCUCCGCGCCGGCGGCGCUUGCGUCCGCUGUCGCAAGGGCAAGACUAAGUGCGUCUAUGAGAACGGCAGAGCGCCGUGCAAGAACUGCGCAAAGGGCAUGCAUGAAUGCUACCUGCCCUCCGAGUCGAUGAGCCACGGUGGCCACGGAGUGUCGCCGGCACGCGUCCAGCAGAGGGCGCGCGAGUCGCUGCCUAGCGAGCGGGUUGUCUCGAGCGCAUCGGGCGACCGUCAGGCGCCUCCCGCCUCCAGUGUGUCGCGUCACAUCUCGACCGCCACGGAAAAACUUACACCGGAGCUACUUCAAGAAUGUGAGCGCGUCGUCUCCAAGACGCUGCCAGCAUGUGUGGCCUUCCAUAAGCCGUCUUUCUUGCAGCAACUGAAAAAUAGUUCGAUGGAUCCGGCCAUGGUCAAUGCACUACUCACGACCGCUGCUCGGCACUCUCCAGCCAUGAUCCGUCGGUAUGGUGGUCAUGGUGGCGGGUCGGCCGCGGCUGAGCACUUCGGCAGCAAGACCAUUGGCCAAAUCAUGAAUGCCUUGGAUCAGCCUGGCCUUGCCGAUAUCCAGGCCCUCUGCCUCUUGGUCAUCCAUGAAUGGGGUUGCCGCAACGCCGUGCGUGCCUACAUUUAUCUCGGCCAAGCCGCCCGUAUGGCCCAGAUGUACCGCAUCGUCCAUACGCGCCAUCACCAGCCCGAUCCCGACCAGUUUCUACAGGAUGAAUCGUUCCGGCGUACGCUCUGGUUGAUCUACAUCCUCGACUGCUUCCUCACCAGCAGCCCCGGCCGCCACCCGGCGCUGUCGUCGCAUGAUGUGAAGGAUGUGUCGCUCCCGUGCCUCGACAUGAACUACCACUUUGGGAGCCCGGUCUAUGUCCGCACACUGAGUCUCGCCCCGCCGUCGACCAUGCCAGACCCUGCCGGUCCGUUGGGCGAGAUUGGCGAGUUCGGCCACAUCGUGUUGGCGACCAAGGCUUGGCGAAAUGUUGUCGAGAUGAUGACCACAACAACCCUCGAGACGUUUUCGGAGGAGCAAUGCGUGGCCCUCGAGCAAGAGAUCGACCGCAUUCAGCAGUCGCUGCCGCUGCAUUUUGCCGACAAGCCCGGCCAGAUCAACCUCCACAUCACCAUGGGCAGCGGCUACACGUAUGCCAUGAUCCAUUCGCUCCUCAAUUGCGGCACCAUCUUCGUGAACCGCCGUCGCAUUCUCCAGGUCGUCACGGACGAGAACUUCACCAUGGAGGCCUGGCGCAUGUCUCCGCAUGUCAACGCGCAGGCCGUCGACCGUAUUUUCGCCGCGUCGCACAGCAUCAUCCACUCUCUCCUGGCGCUUGAGCAUGGGGCGGAUAAGGACAGCAUUCUCUGCUUCCCCAUCUUUAUGCUCUUUUCGGCCUUCACAGCGGGAUCGACCGUGGCCUAUCUCACACUCAAGGGGCUUGCCCCGCCCGACGUGACUGAAUCGGCUUCGAGCAUCGUCCGCGACAGCCUGAGGCUUUGCCAGGACGGCUCCGAGUCUUGGCCGCUAGUUCUCCCUUGGCAACGCCACCUUGCCGUGAUGUCCAAGGUUCUGCGCGAGGUGAACAGUGCGCCGCGCGACAUUGUUCGUGAGUCCCGCGAAGACAGCAAGCCCUUGAACCACCGUGUCUCGCCGUCUGUCAAGGAUGAUGUCAUGAGCCAGGCCGACACAAACCCGGACCACAUGGACUACGACCAGCAGACCAUCCCGCCUGCGCCACAUGCUCCUUCACUCACUGCCGGCAUGGAGGGGGGCCGCCACAGUGAGCCUCCUGUUCCGAGAAGGCCGGGCAUCGCUACAAUCAACGGCGGAGCCGCCUCUGCCGGUGGUGCCUCGAGGCCUGUCACAGCCAGCCCUCCCCCGGCUCCUGUUGUACCCAAGGCGGACUCGCCCGGUGCAGUGUCUUCGGCGUCGGUUGGCGUCAUGCCCCCGGCGCCGCAGCCCGGGCCGGAUGUCGACAUGACGGCGAUGGAGCUCUGCGCCGCUUUUGAACGACAGUUGCUUGAGCUUGAUGAUUUGGCUGCGUUUAUGGGAGGCGGAGUGUGA